This is a messenger RNA of Emiliania huxleyi CCMP1516, 1220 nucleotides long. RefSeq lists its product as hypothetical. Lineage: Eukaryota; Haptophyta; Isochrysidales; Noelaerhabdaceae. The transcript has 8 exons. The coding region runs from base 11 to 1087 and encodes 358 amino acids. The record is from RefSeq and is a predicted model, not a curated record.
CUACGACUGUAUGUCCGACGUGCCGCCACCCCCACCCACCGAAGACGCCGCCCCACCGCCGCCGCCGCCGCCGCCGCCGCCGCCCAUGGAAGAGAUGUUCGGGCCGCCUCUUGAUGCGCCGCCGCCGCCUCCUGAUGUGGCCGACGCGGCGGAGGGGGUGGUGCCGCCGCCCGACCUCAGCGACGCGGAGGGCGCGAUGCUGUGGGCGGUGCUGGAGGUGGCUAACGAGGCGCUGAUGGAGAGCGACCCGAACCUGCAGGUCACCGAAGGCGGCGUCAAGGACAUCCAGGCGGAUGUGCUCGAAAAGGUCUUCGGCGUGAUGGAGAAGCAGGGCCGGACAGAGCUGGUCGAGGAGGACCGGGCGUACAUCCACAGGCGAGUGAGCGCGCUCGUCGCAAAAGCCCUCGCCACCGGCCGCCGCUUCGCAAAGCUCGACCGUAUCGUCUGCAACGUCGGCGGCGCGCGCGGCUGGGUGCCGGGCACAGUGCAGGCGCUCAACGAGGACGACCCGUCGGACCCGACGGGACUGCGCCCGCUGCCGUACGUGGUCAAGAUCGACCCGCCCGAGAGCCGCCUCGUCUCCGUGCCCAAGGACACCAACGAGUGCGCCCGCGCCGAGGUCUGCUUUGGCACGCGAGAGGACGGGCUCUGGUUCACGCGGAUGUGCCUGCCAAAGGCUGUGAAGCGGGGCUCGCAGCGGUCGGGGCGCCGCUUCGGCAAAGGCGACCGCGUCGCGUGCGCCGUCGAAGACGAGAGCGGCGACUUUUCGGACUGGGCUGCGGGCGAGGUGGUUGAGGUGGACCAUGCCGUCGCGGAGGACUGGCGAGGGGACGUUCUCAUGGCGGGAGGAUUGGCGCCUUACCGGGUGCUCCUCGACAGCGGCGCGACUGUGCUGGUGCACGCCGACGAGCACUGGCUGGUGAGGGACCUGACGCUGCAGCCGGCGGGGCCUCGAGUCGCCGCAGACGGCACGCGCUGCCUGAAGCGGAUGGGCAAGCGGCGGGCCGGAGACGGGUGGGAGAGCUUCGACCACACGACGCGCAAGGUGCGCAAGCUGGCGGACGGCUCUUCAGACGACGACGACUGAGCCAUCGGGCUGCGCGCGAGCGCGCCCGCCGGCCGCGAAUCUAGAUGUACCUUCGUAGGUCGGGACAGUUGGAGAGGGGUGGAUGCGAUCGGUAGCGUCAGGAUUGUCCGACAUGACGAAAACGUAUUAUCGU